UCACUCUUCUUGAGUGUCUCUUCUUUUGUCAGCUUCUCUUUCUCUCUCUCUCUCUUUCGCUCUGAUCUUUUUAAAGAUAGCAACAUCUAAAACCAGCAAAACCACAUUUUCUUUCUUACUUCUCCUCUGUCCUUUCUAUUUCCAGAGUCCAGUAGUUUACUUAGAGAGAGGGAUGAGCAGAAGCCUCUCUUUCUCUGUCUGAGUAAAAGAAGAAACCAUAAUGGAGUUGUUGAUGGGUUCGGGUCAGGCCGAGUCGGGUGGUUCUUCUUCCACUGAGUCAUCUUUACUCAGUGGUGGACUCAGGUUUGGUCAGAAGAUCUACUUCGAGGAUGGAUCCGGAUCCGGAAGCAAGAACCGGGUCAGUACAGGUCAUAAAUCUUCGAUGACGACGGUGGCGAGGUGCCAAGUGGAAGGUUGUAAAAUGGAUCUAAGCAAUGCAAAAGCUUAUUACUCAAGACACAAAGUUUGUUGCAUUCACUCUAAGUCAUCUAAAGUCAUUGUCUCUGGUCUUCAUCAAAGGUUCUGCCAACAAUGCAGCAGGUUUCACCAUCUUUCUGAGUUUGACUUAGAGAAACGAAGUUGUCGCAGAAGACUCGCUUGUCAUAACGAACGACGAAGAAAGCCACAACCCGCAACUCUUUUCACUUCUCAUUACACUCGAAUCGCUCCAUCUCUUUACGGAAACGCCAAUGCUGCAAUGAUUAAAAGCGUUUUGGGAGAUCCCACGGCGUGGUCAACCUCGAGGUCAGUGAUGCGAAGUUCUGGACCUUGGCAAAUCAACCCGGUAAAGGAAAGCAAUCAACUCAUGAAUGUUUACUCACAAGAAAGCUCAAGUUUUACUAUAACAUGUCCAGAGAUGAUGAACAACAAUAGCACAGACUCAGGCUGUGCUCUCUCUCUUCUGUCAAACUCAAACCCGAUUCAACAGCAGCAACAACAACCUCAGACACAAACCAAUAUAUGGCGAUCAUCUUCAGGUUUUGACUCUAUGAUCCUCGAUAGGGUUACAAUGGCUCAGCCACCGCCCAUUUCAGGCCAUCAUCAGUACCUGAACCAAACUUUGGCAUUUAUGGCGGGUGAAAAGAGCAAUUCACAUUACAUGUCUCCUGUUUUGGGACCGAGCCAAAUCUCUGAGCCAGAUGAAUUUCAGAUAAGCAAUGGCACCACAAUGGAUGGAUUCGAGUUGUCUCUUCAUCAGCAGGUUCUGAGGCAAUACAUGGAGCCUGAGAACACAAGAGCUUAUGACUCCUCUCCUCAUUAUUUCAAUUGGUCUCUUUGAGUUUUUUUCUCUUUCGCCCUUUAAAGACUUUCUUUUGGUAUAACUUGUUCAGCUCCACCAAGAGCUUACUCUGUGGAAGGUUGCUACCAACUAUCAAGUCCUAUCAGUUAGUUGUUCUAUGCUACUUAAAACUAAGCAAUGAUGUUUGAUAAUGGCGUUCAAGUUUGGAUUUUAUUUUAA
This is a messenger RNA of Capsella rubella, 1459 nucleotides long. RefSeq names its product squamosa promoter-binding-like protein 15. The transcript is spliced from 3 exons. Lineage: Eukaryota; Viridiplantae; Streptophyta; Magnoliopsida; Brassicales; Brassicaceae. Gene Ontology annotation, molecular function: DNA binding. Gene Ontology annotation, cellular component: nucleus. The record is from RefSeq and is a predicted model, not a curated record. The coding region runs from base 221 to 1279 and encodes 352 amino acids.